This is a messenger RNA of Oryzias latipes (Japanese medaka), 9124 nucleotides long. Its product is annotated as phospholipid-transporting ATPase ABCA1. Gene Ontology annotation, cellular component: membrane; intracellular membrane-bounded organelle. Gene Ontology annotation, biological process: transmembrane transport; lipid transport. NCBI's taxonomy places the organism in Eukaryota, Metazoa, Chordata, Actinopteri, Beloniformes, Adrianichthyidae. Gene Ontology annotation, molecular function: ATP hydrolysis activity; ATP binding; lipid carrier activity. The record is from RefSeq and is a predicted model, not a curated record.
UCACCUCAGCCCGAUCAAAGGCUUUCAGAAAAUACUCCACUGUGUGCUUUCCAGCAGGGGCACCACUAUGGCUACAGUCACUAUGACAGAUCCCACAGAGGUCAUUUGCCUACUUUUAUGACUCUGGGUGAAAGAGUGAGAAUGAGAGGUGAGGCAGGAAGCGACACAGAGACAGGCUUGCUUUUUAUUCUGUGUGAGUAAACAAAAAAGAAAAACCCAAAAAAUCCUCACAAACCUUCCGUCUGUCCGCCGGAUCUAAGACGCACUGAUGGGUGAGGACCGCACAGCUUGGAGGGUUUAUUAAGUGGGCCAGUUGCCAUAGCGACUCUUCGGCAGGAUAUUGCCAGGAUAAGCUGUAAUGGGUCUCCUGACGCAGUUCUCCCUGCUCUUGUGGAAGAACUUCACUCUCCGGAAGAGACAAAAGGUGCGGCUGCUGGUUGAGAUCCUGUGGCCUCUCUUCCUGUUCGUCAUCCUGGUGGCCGUCAGAACCACCACCAAGCCCGUUAACAAAGGACAAUGUCACUACCCAAACAAAGCCAUGCCGUCAGCUGGCCUUCUGCCCUGGCUCCAAGGUAUGAUGUGCAACAUUGACAACCCCUGCUACAACGAUCCGACGCCAGGAGAGACGCCAGGCCAAGUCAAUAACUUCAACAACUCCAUAGCGUCUCAGAUCCUGAUUAAUGUGCAAAACCUCCUGCUGGAACUAUCAAAUGGGCAAGGAUACCUGGAGUCCAAAGCAGAUGUGUUGGUGAACUCCACCAAUAAAGCACUGAAGUCCUUGGACUUCCAAAACGACCCGAUCGGAAGUUUUUCCAUGUUUCUGUGCGGAAAGAAGCCGAGCUUCAACUCCACCUUCCGAUUCCCAACAUCUGACCAACAGGAUACAAUGAAUUCCUCCUUCCAAAAUAGCCAAGAUUCCGAUCCCUUUUGUACAACUUUAAUCGACACUAUGGUGACCACACCUAGCAUGCAGUUUCUUUGGAAAAACUUCAGGCCGCUGUUGAAAGGGAAAGUCCUCUACACGCCUGACACGCCUGCUGCUCGCCUCCUGGUGGAAGAAGCUAAUGCCACAUUCAUGGCCCUGGCUGCAAUAAAGGAAUUUGCCGAUUCGUGGGGUGAAGACGGACCGUUUGUCUGGGGCUUUGUGGAAAACGGCACUGCUGUGGUGAACGAGAGCUCUGCGAACUCCAAUAACUCCAGCACAGACACUCCACCCACUUCAGAAGAUGCUUAUAACGACCUUACACACUUCCUGAAGUUACUUUCCAAGGUCCUCGGGUGCUUUGAGCUGAAUAAGUUUGAGGCGGUUCCCACUGAAUAUGAACUGGUGACCGAAGCCCUGGAGCACCUGAAGAACGAUACCUUCUGGGCGGGGAUUGUCUUUGAAAAUCUUCAACCGAAUUCCAGCAGCAUUCCGCCCUACCUCAAGUACAAAAUCCGCAUGGACGUCGAGGAGGUGCAGCGAACGGACAAAGUGGAAAACAGGUUAUGGUCUCCUGGAGCUAAUGACAACCCAUAUGAGAACCUACGCUAUAUUUGGGGAGGCUUCGCCUACCUGGAGGACAUAAUAGACCAUGCCAGCAUCCGACUCCAAACAUCGACGAGUCAACCGCUCGGUGUCUAUGUCCAGCAAAUGCCAUAUCCCUGCUACGUAGAUGACCCCUUCAUACAGAGUAUUGGCGCCAUUCUCCCCAUGUUCCUCAUUCUGGCUUUCAUGAGCUCCGUGGCCAUGACCAUCAAAGGCCUGGUGCUGGAGAAGGAGCUCCGGCUUAAGGAAGUACUGCGUGGCGUUGGCAUUCAAAACGGUGCCCUGUGGUCGUCAACGUUCACAGAAACCAUGAUUCUGCUCACAGUUCCCUGUGUGCUCAUGAGUGUCAUGGUUAAGUACGGAAAAGUCCUGCAGUACAGCGACCCCUCUGUCGUCUUUAUCUUCCUCCUGGUGUUUUGCCUCUCCACCAUCUCUGAGUGCUUCUUGAUUAGCGUCUUCUUCUCCAAAGCCAACUUAGCAGCAGCGUGUGGCGGCCUCAUCUACUUUCUCCUCUACCUGCCCCAUGUUCUGUGCUACGCAUGGAGGGAUGUCAUGGGCUUUCAGGCCAAAGUUGGAGUGAGUCUACUGUCAUGCGUGGCCUUUGGCUACGGCUGCGAGAACCUCUCCAAGUUUGAGGAGCAAGGCGUUGGGAUUCAGUGGCACAACAUCGCUACGAGUCCAGAGGAAGGACAGCGCUACACCUUCAUCGUCUCUAUACUGAUGAUGCUUUUAGAUGCUGCCAUAUACUGGGUGCUCACCUGGUACAUUGAGAACGUUUUUCCAGGUCAAUAUGGAAUCCCUAGGCCGUGGUACUUCCUCUUCACUUAUUCUUAUUGGUUCGGAAAAACAUCAGUUCCCGAGGACAUCCCAGAUAACUUUAAGCUGCUGAAACGCUCCAGUGUACCAAAUGAAUUUUUGGAGAAACCAGAUCCUAACAUGAAGGCUGGGGUUUCCAUCCGUAACCUUGUCAAAAUCUAUAAGACUGGGAAGAAAGUGGCAGUGGACGGGCUGAGCGUGGACUUCUAUGAGAAUCAGAUCACAUCUUUCCUUGGCCACAACGGAGCAGGAAAAACAACUACAAUGUCAAUUCUGACAGGCUUGUUUCCACCUACUUCGGGAACGGCGCUCAUCAACGGCUACGACAUUCGCACCGACAUGGACAACAUUCGGAAGUAUCUGGGAAUGUGUCCUCAACACAAUGUCCUAUUUGACGAGCUGACGGUUGAGGAGCACAUAUACUUCUACGGGCGUCUGAAAGGACUCAACCCCAGCGAGCUUCAGACCGAGAUGGACCAGAUGAUUAAAGACGUCGGCUUAUUGCACAAGCGAAAAGACCUUGUUAAGAACCUGUCAGGUGGCAUGCAGAGAAAGCUGUCGGUGGCUAUAGCAUUUGUUGGCGGUUCAAAAAUUGUCUUCUUGGAUGAACCUACAGCAGGAGUGGACCCUUUUGCCCGCAGAGGUAUCUGGGACCUGUUGUUAAAAUACAAAAAAGGUCGAACGAUCAUCCUGUCCACACACCACAUGGACGAGGCCGACAUCUUGGGCGAUCGCAUUGCCAUCAUCUCCCACGGGAAGAUGCGUUGCUGCGGCUCCUCCAUCUUUCUGAAGAAGAGCUUUGGCAGCGGUUACUACCUCACGCUGGUCCGAAGCGGCACAGAGGUCAUGACGGCGCAGAGAAGUGGCAUCAUCUCUGGCAUCGCAGAGGAGAAACCAACUGAGUCAGACUGUCCUUCCAGUAGCAGCCUGGAUGAAGAUCGUGGGUGUCAAAGCUCGGACAACUCAAAUCCAACAGAUCUGAAGCAUGUGACUCAGUUUGUGAGGAGGCAUGUUCCCGAGGCGGUGUUCCUGGAGAGCAUCGGUCAGGAGAUCACCUUCAUUCUGCCCUACGCCAGAGCCAGAGAUGGGACCUUUGCCACGCUCUUCCAGGAGCUUGACAAAGUCAUGGACAAACUGGGCUUGACCAGCUAUGGUGUCUCUGACACCACGCUGGAAGAGAUAUUUCUUAAAGUAGCAGAAGACACGGGAGUCGACAAAGAACUAUCACCAACAAAGGAGCCAGUGGUGAAAGACUAUAAAAAAGACUCCAGAGAAUCCAAGAGGAGGAGCAUGUCCAGGUUUCAUGGCAAAGCAGCCAAAGGCAACACGAAGGAUGAGUUAAAGAAAAAGUUGUCCAAUAAAGUAGAAGACUUUAAGAAGAGCGCCAGUGUCAACGGAAGGGGAUCUGUGGUCAUCACCGGAUGGAAGCUCAUCAGACAGCAGUUCCUGGCGCUCUUCAUCAAACGCUUCCACCACGCCCGACGAAGCCGCAAGGGACUCAUUGCCCAGGUGGUCCUUCCUGCUAUUUUUGUAUGCCUGGCUUUGGUCUUCUCCCUCAUCGUGCCGUCGUUUACUGACUAUCCAAGCCUGGAGCUCCAGCCGUGGAUGUACAACUCCCAGACCACAUUUUAUAGCAACGACAUGCCAGAGGAUGCGAAUGUAUCUCGGGUGGUGGAAACUUUGGUAGACAAUCCUGGAUUUGGUACGCGCUGCAUGGAAGGAAACCCCAUACCGCGACUGCCGUGUUCCUCCGGCGCCUCUGAUUGGUUCUCUCCUUCUGUGGAUCAGUCAGUUGCUGACAUCUUCCUCAACGGGAACUGGAGCAUGUCUAACCCCUCUCCCUCGUGUCAGUGCAGCACUCCCGGGCGGACCAUCAUUAUGCCUGACUGCCCGCCUGGUGCAGGGGGACUCCCUCCACCUCAGAGAGUACAGAACACAACGGACACCUUACUUAACUUAACUAGCAUAAACAUGACAGACUUCUUGCUGAAGACAUAUGAGCACUCAGGAAAAAAAAGAUAUGGCGGCAUCUCAGUCGGAGGCAUCAACUCCCAAGUCCUUUUGACUGAGGUUGAAAUCGAGGAAGCCUUCGCGAACCUAGAACCACCUGGAUAUGGGGACACUAUCCAGAAGGCAGAGAUGGUGCUGAAGAAGCUGGGGACCAGAAACAACGUGAAGGUGUGGUUCUACAACAAAGGAUGGCACAGCAUGGUCUCCUUCCUCAGUGUGGUUAACAAUGGCAUCCUAAGAGGGUACCUACCAGAGGGGCAGAAUCUCCGCCAGUACGGCCUCUCCGUGUCAAAUCACCCCCUCAACCUGUCCAAGGAGCAGCUGUCUUUAUCCGCCAUGGCUUCAACUUCCUCUGACGUGGUGGUGUCCAUCUGUGUCAUCUUCGCCAUGUCCUUCAUCCCCGCCAGCUUCGUUCUCUUCCUCAUCCAGGAAAGGGUCAGCAAAGCCAAGCAUCUUCAGUUCGUGAGCGGCGUAAACCCGACGGUCUACUGGGUCGCCAGUUUUGUCUGGGACAUAUGUAAUUACGUCAUCCCCUGCUUUCUCGUGGUUGGGAUCUUUAUCUGCUUUCAACAAAAAGCCUACGUUUCCCCUCAAAACCUGCCCGCACUGAUUCUACUGCUUGUUAUGUAUGGGUGGGCCAUCACCCCCAUGAUGUACCCAGCUUCAUUCAUCUUCACGGUGCCUAGCACGGCGUACGUGGUGCUGACCUGCCUCAACCUCUUCAUCGGCAUUAACGGCAGCGUGGCCACCUUUGUCAUGGAGCUCUUUGAGGAUGAAAGCAUCACCAAAAUCAACAACAUCGUCAAGCAGGUGCUGCUGAUUUUCCCUCAUUUCUGUCUGGGCAGGGGACUCAUGGACAUGGCGAGAAAUCAGGCCAUGGCGAACGUUUUUAGCAACUUUGGUGAAGAUCGUUUUGAAGACCCUUUGAGCUGGAACAUGGUGGGAAAAAACCUGAUUGCCAUGUCCAUUCAAGGAGCUGUCAUGUUCGCAUUUACCCUCCUAAUCCAGUACAAGUUCUUCUACAAACCGAGGCUCUCUCUGCCAAAGGUCCAAUCGGAGGAGAAGGAGGAUGUUGAUGUUGCCCGGGAACGCCAGCGGGUGCACGAGGGCCGAGCUAACAACGACGUGCUGAGGAUCUGUGACCUCACAAAGGUUUACCCCCGGAAGAGCACCCCGGCUGUGUACCGGCUGUGUGUGGGCGUACCUGCCGCAGAGUGCUUCGGCUUGCUGGGGAUAAACGGAGCUGGGAAAACUACCACGUUCAAGAUGCUGACAGGAGACAUCCCAGUCUCUAGCGGAGAGGCCUUUCUAAAUGGAUACAGCAUCCGGACCCAAAUGGGUGACGUUCACCAAAACAUGGGCUAUUGUCCUCAGUUCGACGCCAUCAACGACCUGCUGAACGGACGGGAGCAUCUGGAGUUGUACGCCCGCCUCAGAGGAGUACCAGAAGAGGAGGUUGCCAUGGUGGCAGAGUGGGGGAUCCAGAAGUUGGGGCUGGUCAAAUAUGCCAAUAAGUCGGCGGGAACUUACAGCGGCGGGAACAAGCGCAAACUUUCCACGGCGAUGGCUCUGAUCGGAUGCCCCCCUGUGAUUUUCCUGGACGAGCCAACCACCGGGAUGGACCCUAAAGCUAGGCGUUUCCUGUGGGACUGCAUAUUGAGUGUCAUCAAAGAGGGCCGUUCGGUCGUCCUCACGUCACACAGCAUGGAAGAAUGUGAAGCGCUGUGCACCCGCAUGGCUAUCAUGGUUAAUGGCCGCUUCCAGUGCCUUGGGAGCAUACAGCACUUGAAGAACAGAUUCGGCGACGGCUACACGCUGAUUGUGAGGGUCGGCGGCUGUCCUCCUGACCUGAAGCCAGUCGAAGACUUUGUUGAGGAAACUUUCCCGGGCACCGUUCUCAAGGAAAAACACCACAACACGCUGCAGUACCAGCUCCUGUCCCAGGAGGGAGCCUUGGCUAAAAUCUUUACUGAGCUCACCGACCAUCAGCAGGAACUGGGCCUGGAGGACUACUCGGUGUCCCAGACCACUCUGGAUCAGGUGUUUGUGAAUUUUGCGAAGGAGCAGCACGACGAGGAAGACCUUCAGGCCCAUGACAACCCCGUGGACCUCUCCGAUGAGUUCCCGCUGAAGAAAGUGGAGACCGUUUCAGCAGCCAAUGAGGUUUCCUGGUUAAAGCCAGACGAUGCACUUUUCAAGGCUCAGCAAUAAAUCUUAAAAAAAGUCCAAAUGGCCGCCAUCCUUCACGGGCAUCAAUAUUGACAAUCUAGCCCUGAAGUUCAAAGUUCAAACACAUCCAGACCUAAACAAUGGAUGUUGUCUACGUUUUUAUAUGAGGCUUUUGGCUUUGGUGUGUGUGCAUGGUUACAAUUGACUGUCACCGGCGACCGCAACAUAACAAACUCUCUUUGAACGAUUCAACGUUUUUUUGCAGCUAAUGCAAUUUCAACGGAUACUUCUGAGACAAUCUCCGUCUACUUUGAUCGUGUAAACACUUCACUCCUGGAAAGUGUUGCACAUCAGAGCAAAGCUGUUAUUCUCGGCUUCCAAAUCAACUGGAAAUGUGUUAAGUGCGAAAAGGUCUGAAGAGUUACGACAGUUGAAAGACUGUCACGAAGGGAUGUAUAGCUGACCCUGCCUUUUUGUUUGUAACUCUUAGAUCGUAAACGAAAUCCCCACCCAAUCCUUGGCAUCAGAAUAAGCUGAUUUAUCUUGAUUGCAUUAACAUUUUACUCUUGUAGUGUUGCUUGUCUGCACUUCAAGAUCCACCAGAUUUACCUCAGUUGCUUAAAGAGUGAAAGAAUUACGAUAGUUAUAGAACGUCAACACAAUCCAUUGCUGGUGACAGCUACUUAAUAUACGCUUUCUGAAGUACCAAAAUUCUUCAACAUUUCUCUCAACUAGCGUAAUUCCAAAAGAUUUCUCCGCGUCUGAAUCGCCUGGUUCACGUCACGUGAGUAAACCGUUCACUACCGAAAAGUGCUGCACUUUAGCGCUAAGCUGCUUUUGAAUCCGUUGAAAUUACGUUAUUUGCGUAAGCAGUUGAAGAGUUACAGUAGUUUAAAGAAUGUCAACACUAUAGCUAAAACUCUGGGGUUAAAAGGUUAAGGAAAAAAGACCCUUACAUAUAAUGCUGGUGCCCAAAAUGUUACGAUUUUGCAAUUUUGAAAAAUACGGAAAUAAAAAAAAAAAUGUGCAUUUUAAACUAGCAUUUUUUUGUUUUUUGCCAUUUGGACUUGUUCAAAGAUAUAGCGCUGGUCAGUGAGUACCUCAGCAGAAAUGGAAAGGCCAAAUUAGUCACGUAUAACAUUUUGCACACCACCUUUGAAACUUGACCCGAGUUUUUUUUGUUUUUAAACCAUUCGAGUUAAUUGAUAAUGAAUAGAAACUAAUGUCGUUUUGGCUGUAGGACUACAUUCUGACCAUUUGGUUGAUUUAAAUCUGACUUUGUUUUUCUCUGUUAGCAUUCAGAUUGACACUCAGACUUAUAUAUUUAAUAUAAAUGAAUGCACUGAUGUGAAAUAUUCAUUUUUAUUCUCUAUUGUUUUUUUUUUUGCUUAUUUCUGCACUUUGUAAAUGUACUUUUGUACCAGUGCCAAACAAAAACUCUCCCUUUUGUGCACACAAACCAAUCACACAUUUUGCUAUGAUGCAUUAACAUUUUUAUACACGAGGCAGAUCAAACAAUGCAUACCCUAUGACUGCAAUACCCAUGAUGCCUGGGAGCCAAGGUGAUUGGUCAGAAGUUUUUCUAUCAAACUGUGUUGAUCUUGAUGCCUUUUGUCUGCAACAAUAGAGAGCAACAUAACGUUUAACAUUGUUCAGUUGUAACACAUAAAAUACAAAACAUAUGUUGAAGUACAGUACAUAUCACUCCACCAGGCUCUUGACUACUUUAUCCAUAAUCCUCCAAUCUGUCAACUAGUUCCAGGUCAAUAAACACAACCAGAAGUCAUAGACGAGACCAGGGAUCUGCAACUAUGGCCUCGAGGGCUGGCGUGUCUGCAUCAUGUCCACAUACAGCACUACUCAUGACUGAUCACCUGACUCAGGCGUGUCCAGCCAAGUAGAACAUGCCUGAGCGGGGAUAGUUGCCCAUCUCUGCACCAGAUUAUAGGGCGAAUUGUUGACUUUUUUUUUUGAGAGAGUCAAAGGACUUUGGGUUCACCUUAUGGUCUGAAAAACACGAUUCCUUUUAAAUAAAUAAAUUCAUCCUAACAACUCAUCAAUUAAUGAUUCUACCCAGCAGCACUAUGGUUGGUAAUUGAGUCACAAAAUUUAGAUCUCUGAGGGAAUUUCCAACAUUAAAAGGGCUUUUUCAAUACCAAGAAGUACAUUUCGCCAUCAAAGUGUUGAACAUUUCUUCUCAAUUUACCAACAAUGCACUUUGUUUUCUCCUCCAUCUUUUACUCAUGUAUAUCCAAUUUAUAAUCAUUGUUAUUUUAUUGUUAUAAUCAUUGUUAUAAACUAAAUUUCCCUUCCGGGAUUAAUAAAGUUGCUCUUGAAUCUUGAAUUUAGGGCAAACUUUUUGCUGGUUUUACUUGCUGUUGAGCAUUAAAGCAGUCUGCAUUUUGAUAUUUGCACUUUGUCUUUGAAAACUUGCUUCUUUGUACCACAAGCUUUUUGCUUUGUAUGCAAAUCUUUUUCAAAUCAUAUACAAUCUUUUCCCAAAUAUUUUUAUUGUGAUAAAAACCACUUAGUCAGAACAAGACAUCUGAGAUUUGCACAAAUUGUAAUGCUGCAUCCCUGAAUAAAUGUUUACUCACCCUU